AUGAUAUCUCCCUACCUCCUCUUCCUCCUCCCCGCCCUCUCCCUUGCGCAGCAACAGACACGCUCCGACACCCGCACCCUCACCGUGACCAACAACUGCCCCUACACCAUCUGGCCCGGCCUACUCACAUCCAAUGGUACCGGCCCCGCCACCACCGGCUUUGAGCUCGCGGCCACCUCCAACCGCUCCGUGACCGUCGGCUGGGACUGGGUUGGCCGCAUCUGGGGCCGCACAAACUGCACUUUUGGCGCCGACGGCGCUGGCUACUGUCUUACGGGCGACUGUGGAAACAAGCUUGAGUGCCAGGGCGCAGGGCAACCACCGACGACGCUGGCAGAAUUCACGAUCAGUGGGAGUGGGGAGCAGAGUUAUUUCGAUGUGAGCCUGGUGGAUGGGUAUGAUCUGGAUAUGAAGAUCACACCACAGUAUCAGAACGGCGAGGGGAAUAGUCCGUCUUGCGUAAUGACCUCCCCCGUUGAUGACAAAGCCAUCACACACUGGUGUCCCUUCGACCUUCUCGUCUUCCCGCCUCCAAAGUCCCCGCGUGACAGUGCGGCGUUCUGGUACCCCGAUGACAACCUUGAGCGCCCGCUGCUCUCCCCGUGUCUGAGUGCCUGCGCGAAAUGGAACAAGCCCGAAGACUGCUGCAAGGGGAAGUGGGAUGACCCGAAAAAGUGUAAGCCGAGCUUGUACAGCAGCAAGGCGAAGGCAGUGUGCCCAGAUGCAUACAGUUAUGCGUAUGAUGACCAUCUGAGCACAUUUACCGUGCCGACGGGACAGGGCUUUGAGGUGACGUUUUGCCCGGCGGGAGAGAGUUCGGAUAUCAUGAUGGAGAGGGGGGUGACGUCGGGAGCAGCGGGAGGGUGGAAGGGUGGGAUGAGCGCGGUGUUGGCGGUGGCAGGUGUGGUGGGUAUGGUAAAUAUGUUGUAG
This is a messenger RNA of Morchella importuna, 930 nucleotides long. RefSeq lists its product as uncharacterized. The record is from RefSeq and is a predicted model, not a curated record. Lineage: Eukaryota; Fungi; Ascomycota; Pezizomycetes; Pezizales; Morchellaceae. The coding region runs from base 1 to 930 and encodes 309 amino acids. Gene Ontology annotation, cellular component: extracellular region. Gene Ontology annotation, biological process: defense response. The transcript has 2 exons.